AUGGAGAAAUCAGAAACGCAAGACGUAGAUAACUGGAUUAAGAAACUACAAGAGUUUAAACAGCUCAGUGAAAAUGAACUUAAAUCAUUAUGUGAAAAGGCAAGAGAAGUACUAAGUGCUGAAUCCAAUGUAAAAGUAGUUCAAAGUCCUGUCACAGUUUGCGGGGAUAUUCAUGGACAAUUGUACGAUCUUUUAGAACUUUUUAAAAUUGGUGGAUCAAUACCAGAUACGAACUAUUUAUUUUUAGGUGAUUAUGUUGAUCGAGGUUAUUAUUCUGUAGAAACUGUUUCACUUUUAUUAGCACUUAAGGUUAGAUUUAGAGAUAGAAUUACAAUUCUUCGAGGAAACCACGAAAGUCGGCAAAUAUCACAAGUUUAUGGUUUUUAUGAUGAAUGCUUACGGAAAUAUGGAAGUCCCAAUGCUUGGACUUUAUUUACAGAUCUGUUUGACUAUUUGCCUAUAACUGCCCUCAUAGAAGAUAAGAUAUUCUGUAUGCAUGGUGGUCUAUCUCCAUCUAUUGAUACAAUUGAUCAUGUAAGGAUACUAGACAGAAUACAAGAGGUGCCACAUGAGGGUCCCAUGGCAGACAUAAUCUGGUCAGAUCCGGAUGAGAGAGGAGGAUGGGGCAUUAGCAAUAGGGGGUGUGGCUAUACAUUUGGGCAGGACAUCUCAGAAGUAUUCAAUCAUAGCAAUGGUCUUAGCUUUGUUGCAAGGGCCCACCAGUUAUGUAUGGAGGGUUAUAACUGGUGCCAUGAAAAGAAUGUUGUGACGAUAUUUAGUGCCCCUAACUAUACAUACCGCUGUGGUAAUGAAGGAGCUUUCAUGGAGUUGGAUGAUUCAAUGAACCACACAUUUGUUCAGUAUGAUCCUGCUCCAAGAAUUGAUGAGCCCAAAAUGGUUAAAAGGACUCCGGAUUAUUUUUUAUAGACUUCAUAGUAUUUCACAUGCAGAACCAAAGUCAGGAUUCAGGAAUGGACGAAGGAUGCUUAUCAAAAGAGGAUACCAUACUUCUCUAAGACAUAAAUAUUCAGAAAUCAACAAAUAUAUUUUUGUAAAAAACAGUACAGUGGCAGUUUCUGUUGAUUGACCAGUGGUAAAUGUUUACAAUUUAUUCUAGUGACACAUUUUAUUGGGGGGGGGGGGCAUGUUGACCUCCCAGUGCCCUCUUUCAUUCUUUUGCAUACACUUGUGCUACGAUUGUAUGAGACAGACCUUCAAUGGUAAGGUAUAGAACAUUCAGUGGAAGACAAAUUAUUUAACAUUUUCAUUAACAGCAGUACUCAAUGAAUUGGAAGAGUAACAAUGAAAGUCAUAUUUUAAGGCGGCAUUAUCGGACUGUCAUUUUAGACAAGCUGAAUCGACAGCGUAUGUAAAAUGUAAUGUACAUGUAUAGUUUAGCAGAACUCUGACUAAUAGCAGUACCUGACUUACUGACUUAUAUAUGUUGCUAUAGAUUUUAAAUAUAUUUAUAUAUUAAACCUAUUAUGUUUUAAACAACAA
Owenia fusiformis is the source of this 1500-nucleotide messenger RNA. The record is from the annotation of a GenBank genome assembly. Lineage: Eukaryota; Metazoa; Annelida; Polychaeta; Sabellida; Oweniidae.